This is a messenger RNA of Coregonus sp. 'balchen', 9517 nucleotides long. NCBI's taxonomy places the organism in Eukaryota, Metazoa, Chordata, Actinopteri, Salmoniformes, Salmonidae. The record is from the annotation of a GenBank genome assembly.
AUGUACUACAGAGCACUCUGCUCUGGUACACCUACAGAGCCUCCAUCUACCACCACUGGCUCCUUUCCCCAUUGGAACAUCACAGAGGAGGAGAACACUCGUUCUCCAUUGGUGUCUGAAGAACUCUCGCACAGAUUCUCAUACACAUCAUACUCACAUUACACAUGUGAAUGCUACCAGCAGUGUGAAACGCCCAGACCCACUGGGUUACACCUCUAUCCCCAUGGUACUCUACUGUGGUACUCUACAGCUCUGACAACAACUCAUCCCACAGCAUCAGAGGACUGCCGAUCAUCACCAGUGCCACAACAGGGCAAUGCUGUGAGUAUUAACUCAUUUUCAAGCUGAGAAGUCUAAUUGAUCUCACUGUAUUUCAUGUACAUGUAAAAGGUUAGUUUUAUUCAACCCUGAUUUAACUUAUUAAAAGCAUAUUUUUUUGCUUUAACAGAAAGAGGACAACAGUCACGUAAAUAUAUAUGACUGAUCUUAUAUGAAGACUUUAUAAAUACAUUUAAACAAAAUUGUCCAGCCAGAUCUAGACCCCUGCUGUGUUUUCUGACUCCUGGUUGGCAGACUGCUGUGGUUGAUAAUGGUCAUCUGUUCCUGUAUAUUAUAAUGUAACAUUAGAUGGUCCCUUGUAGCUCAGUUGGUAGAGCAUGGUGCUUGCAACACAAGGAUAGUAGGUUUGAUUUCUGCGACCACCCAUAAUUAAAAUGUAUGCACUCAAUGAUUGUACUAUGUGAAGUGUUCAACUUGGGCCAUAACACACUGGUACUGAGUACCGGCACCUCAAAUGUUCUAAUGCUUGAGUACUGACGCUUCUUAUAGAAUAUUGACUUCGAAAUAUUGCAGAUUUCCUGCACCUAAAUAUAAAUAGUACCGGCACCCAAAAUGAGUACUCUCACCUAUUUCAGUCCACUUCAAGCACUGGCUAGGUGCCAUAUUACAGAGCACUGGGGGAAACUAUUUACAGUAUCUAGAGAUAUUUAAUGGCAAUAUAUUUCAUAUUACUAUUUCUGAUAUUACCAUCUAUUUUAAAUGUUUUUGAAUUAGUCAAAAUGAGACACAACCACAUCGGGAUAGAAAGGUGUUCACAAAAAGACAGCAUUUAUUUUCUGCUCAAGGAUAACACUCCAGUGUUCAGACAAACCCAACCAGCAGCCCAUGUGUAAAAACAAGAAUUUGGUUGGAAACUAAAGGGUGUUCAGAAGAAGUGGUUUUCGACUUCCUCUCUCCCUUUGUUCAAGUUGUCACUGAACUAGCUUCCUGACAAUAAAUUAAGAAAGAAAUUACAGGCAGGGCUAUUUGAAGCCCUUGAUAUUGUUUGUUUUGAUAUCUGUUAUCUGACAUAAGUUACAAUGAAUUGUGAUUGAUGCAACAGUACAUCAAAAGACAUGAUGCCCACCCAGAAGUACCUCAGUAACCAAACAGGCUACUAAUCAAUACCUGUGAUUCCCUCCAGCCCACAGAGUUCUCUGGUGACCCUUCCAUAAGAGCUCCACAUCGCCAUGGGCAGUGGGCCCAGUAAAGAGCAUCAGGGAUCCAGCACUCAUGCAGCCUUUCUGGGCCAGGAAGAGCCCGCUGAGCCGGUCAUACUGGGUAAGGCCUGGGCUCCAUGUCAGAUUGAGCACAGGACAGGACAAGGCUCUGGGCAACAAGCCAGUACUAGCCUAUUUCAGAUGGGCAGUGUCCCCAGGGGUCAAUGGCUCUGGGUUUGUCUGGAAACCUAUAGGCCAGCGAAUUGAAAGUGUGCACAACAGCCAGGUCCAUUUAUUGUUAAGGACAAUAAUCGGAUGGCCUUCAUCUGACGUAAACUUUUACAUCAAAACAAUGUGACCAACAUAAUGAUGAAGAAAGGUAGUUAGUGUUUCUAUACAUACAUGGCGUGGUGAUGCCCCAGAUGUUUAGGCCCUAUGUUAAAUGUGACCAUAGUUGGUGUGCAGGAAAGAGAAAAAAACAGACCUCCUGGUCUUCUGUUGAACCACAAGAGGUGAGAAAAGAAAAGAAGCAAGAAGCGAAAGACGUAUAGUUAGAAGUGGUGUGACAGGGACCAAGUGACACAAUCUGGACUCAGGGGUAGACGUAACAUAGUACAUGUAAAUCUGGUACACUCCAAUUAGUAUGAUAUGUUACGUUUCGGAUGGUAUGUAUUAAUUUGUGGAUGUCUGUCAUCCAUUUCAUAUGAUAUGUUAUGAAUUACAAUUCGUACAAUAUGUUAUGAAUUGCAAUUCGUACAAUAUGUUACGAAUUUGCUAAACAUAUAAUAUAUUACGAAUUCCAAUUUGUUGUGGCUAACGUUAGCUAGGUGGCUAACGUUAGCUGAGUUAGGGUUAGCAGCUAAGGUUGUGGUUAGGUUAAAGGGUUAACGUUACAGUGCCUUGCAAAAGUAUUCAUCCCCCUUGGCAUUUUUCCUAUUUUGUUGCAUUACAACCUGUAAUUUAAAUGGAUUUUUAUUUGGAUUUCAUGUAAUGGACAUACACAAAAUAGUCCAAAUUGGUGAAGUGAAAUGAAAAAUAUUACUUGUUUCAAAAAAUUCUAAAAAAUCAAUAACGGAAAAGUGGUGCGUGCAUAUGUAUUCACCACCUUUGCUAUGAAGCCCCUAAAUAAGAUCUGGUGCAACCAAUUACCUUCAGAAGUCACAUAAUUUGUUAGAUUGCACACAGGUGGACUUUAUUUAAGUGUCACAUGAUCUGUCACAUGAUCUCAGUAUAUAUACACCUGUUCUGAAAGGCUCCAGAGUCUGCAACACCACUAAGCAAGGGGCACCACCAAUCAAGCAGCACCAUGAAGACCAAGGAGCUCUCCAAAUAGGUCAGGGGCAAAGUUGUGGAGAAGUACAGAUUAGGGUUGGGCUAUAAAGAAAUAUCAGAAACUUUGAACAUCCCACAGAGCAUCAAUUAAAUCCAUAACAAAAAAAUUGAAAGAAUAUGGCACUACAACAAACCUGCCAAGAGAGGGCCGCCCACCAAAACUCAUGGACCAGGCAAGGAGGGCAUUAAUCAGAGAGGCAACAAAGAGACCAAAAAUAACCCUGAAGGAGCUGCAAAGCUCCACAGCGGAGAUUGGCGUAUCUGUCCAUAGGACCACUUUAAGCCGUACAUUCCACAGAGCUGGGCUUUACGGAAGAGUGGCCAGAAAAAAGCCAUUCCUUAAAGAAAAAAAUAAGAAAACAUGUUUGGUGUUCGCCAAAAGACAUGUGGGAGACUCCCCAAACAUAUGGAAGAAGGUACUCUAGUCAGAUGAGACUAAAAUUGGGCUUUUCUGGCGCAAACCCAACACCUCUCAUCAACCCCCCCUGAGAACACCAUCAUGCUUCACUGUGGGGAUGUUUUUCAUCGGCAGGGACUGGGAAACUUAUGUACGCUCAUUUUAAUUCCAGGUUGUAAGGCAACAAAGGCAACAAAAUAGGAAAAAUGCCAAGGGGGGUGAAUACUUUCGCAAGCCACUGUAGGGUUAUGAAAGGAUCAGCCAAUAUGCUAAGUAGUUGCAAAAUUGCUAAAAUUCUAAAGUUGUCCAUGAUGAGAUUUGAACACGCAACCUUUGUAACCAUAACAAACGUAACAUAUCAUACUAAUUUCAGUGUCCUGAAUUUACAUUUACUAUAUUACGUCUAGUCUAUGAGACCAGGCUGGGUGACAAUGAAGUCCUCCUUCUUUCUGAGCUGUCACUCAAGAUGUUAGUUUAUGAAGAUCACAGCAAUAAUUUGUAAUCAUUUCUUUUAUGUCUUUCCUAACAAUGACUACUCAGGUUAAGUGUGAAGUGAAAGCAUAAAUGUACAAAGAAAUGUUGUCCUGUAUGCAGUGCUUUUUAGAUCAUUUUUGUUUUCAGCAUGAACAUACUGCAUUGUCAUGGUUUGAGGUUCUUAUAGUAGAGUCGGAGUGACAGUACUCUUUCAUGUCUCUGUUUUGUCCAUAGAGAGCAGCAGGUAUGUGGUAGUGGCCCUGUACAACUAUCCCACUGGACAUCCAGCACACUGCCGCAUUCGUGCAGGAGAGAGAAUCAACGUGCUUUCAUAGUAAGAAAUCAUAGCCUCUACCUACAACUACCACAAUUACUACAACUGCUACUACUAUAGUUAUUACAACUGUACUGUGCUUUUUCUAUGUAACCUAUGUAUCUCUUUUUGUGUUUCUGUGAAUGUGCAUGUCUAUAUAGCGAGGGGGAAUGGUGGAAAGUUAGAUCCUCUGCCACAGGCAAUGAGAGCUACAUCCCCAGCAACUACACAGCCAGGGUGUACCACAGGUGAGUCCACUGAUCCAUCUGACUAUUCUCCUUUGGAGCUCUAUUUACAUGGAUCUGUCUAUUUCUCUAUUCUCUUGCCCUAGGUGUCAGUAUGAGGGUCUCAGCAGAAAGAAGGCUGAGGAGCUCCUGUUGCUGCCCCACAACCAGACUGGCUCUUUUCUGGUCCGGGAAAGUCAGACCUGCCCUGGUGAGUUCAGUUCACACUCCUAACACAUUAUCAAAUGCUAACAAGAACAGGGAAACCAGCUUAAAAUUGUAAUUGAUAAACCCGAAGUGAUAAAACUUUGUGACUGAAGUAUGGUGUUCACUGUCCACUCUAGGUGCCCACUCCCUGUCAGUGCGUAAGACCAGUGACCAGGACCGUUCUUCAGUCAAACACUACCGGAUCCAACAACUGGAGAACGGCUGGCACUACAUCUCCCCCUGCCUCACCUUCCCCACCCUCACAGCCCUGGUGGACCACUACUCAGGUCAGUAAACAGUGGCUUGUGAAAGUAUUCACCCCCCUUCGCUUUUUUCCUAUUUUGUUGCCUUACAACCUGGAAUUAAAAUAGAUUUUUGGGGGGUUUGUAUCAUUUGAUUUACACAACAUGGCUACCACUUUAAAGAUGCACAUUUUUUGUUGUUGUGUGAAACAAACAAGAAAUAAGACAAAAAAACAGAAAACUUGAGCGUGCGUAACUAUUCACUCCCCCCCAAAGUCAAUACUUUGUAGAGCCACCUUUUGCAGCAAUUACAGCUGCAAGUCUCUUGGGGUAUGUCUCUAUAAGGUUGGCACAUCUAGCCAUUGGGAUUUUUGCCCAUUCUUCAAGGCAAAACUGCUCCAGCUCCUUCAAAUUGGAUGGGUUCCGCUGGUGUACAGCAAUCUUUAAGUCAUACCACAGAUUCUCAAUUGGAUUGAGGUCUGGGCUUUGACUAGGCCAUUCCAAGACAUUUAAAUGUUUCCCCUUAAACCACUCGAGUGUUGCUUUAGCAGUAUGCUUAGGGUCAUUGUCCUGCUGGAAGGUGAACCUCCGUCCCAGUCUCAAAUCUCUGGAAGACUGAAACAGGUUUCCCUCAAGAAUUUCCCUGUAUUUAGCGCCAUCCAUCAUUCCUUCAAUUCUGACCAGUUUCCCAGUCCCAUCCGAUGAAAAACAUCCCCACAGCAUGAUGCUCCCACCACCAUGCUUCACUCUGGGGAUGGUGUUCUUGGGGUGAUGAGAGGUGUUGGGUUUGCGCCAUACAUUGCGUUUUCCUUGAUGGCCAAAAAGCUCAAUUUUAGUCUCAUCUGACCAGAGUACCUUCUUCCAUAUGUUUGGGGAGUCUCCCACAAUCCGUUUGGCGAACUCCAAACGUGUUUUCUUAUUUUUUCUUUAAGCAAUGGCUUUUUUCUGGCCACUCUUCUGUAAAGCCCAGCACUGUGGAGUGUACGGCUUAAAGUGGUCCUAUGGACAGAUACUCCAAUGUCCACUGUAGAGCUUUGCAGCUCCUUCAGGGUUAUCUUUGGUCUCUUUGUUGCCUCUCUGAUUAAUGUCCUCCUUGCCUGGUCCAUGAGUUUUGGUGGGCGGCCCUCUCUUUGCAGGUUUGUCGUAGUGCCAUAUUCUUUCCAUUUUUUUAGUUAUGGAUUUAAUGGUGCUCCGUGGUAUGUUUCUGAUAUUUUUUUAUAACCCAACCCUGAUCUGUACUUCUCCACAACUUUGUCCCUGACCUGUUUGGAGAGCUCCUUGGUCUUCAUGGUGCUGCUUGCUUGGUGGUGCCCCUUGCUUAGGGGUGUUGCAGACUCUGGGGCCUUUCAGAACAGGUGUAUAUAUACUGAGAUCAUAUGACAGAUCAUGUGACACUUAGAUUGCACACAGGUUGACUUUAUUUAACUAAUUAUGUGACUUCUGAAGGUAAUUGGUUGCACCAGAUCUUAUUUAGGGGCUUCAUAGCAAAGGUGGUGAAUACAUAUGCACGCACCACUUUUCUGUUAUUAAUUUUUUAGAAUUUUCUGAAACAAGUAAUUUUUUUCAUUUCACUUCACCAAUUUGGACUAUUUUGUGUAUGUCCGUUACAUGAAAUAAAAAUAAAAAUCAAUUUAAAUUACAGGUUGUAAUGCAACAAAAUAGGAAAAACGCCAAGGGGGAUGAAUACUUUUGCAAGGCACUGUAGGUGGUUAAAGCAUAUACAGCAGUUUAGAAAAUGUUGAAAGCUAUAGAUACAACUUUUCAAACCAUUUUGUGUCCAACCCACGCAUUUGAACCUCUGUACAAGGAGUAGUGUAAAACGCACCCAAUUGUCAUUCUUGAGUAAAAGUAAAGAUAGCUUAAUAGAAAAUGACUCAAGUAAAAGUGAGUAACCCAGUAAAAUACUAUUUGAGUAAAAGUCUAAAAGUAUUUAGUUUUAAAUAAGUACUAAAAGUAUAAAUAAUUUCAAAUUCCUUAUAUUAAGCAAACCAAUAUUUUAUUUACAAAUAGCCAGGGGCACACUCCAAUACUCAGACAUCAUUGAUAAACUAAGCAUGUGUGUUUAGUGAGUCCGCCAGAUCAGAGGCAGUAUGAAUUACCAGGGAUGUUCUCUUGAUAAGUGUGUGAACUGGACCAUUUUCCUGUCCUGCUAAACAUUCCAAAUGUAACGAGUACUUUUCGGUGUCAGGGAAAAUGUAUGGAGUAAAAAGUACAUUAUUUUCUUUAGGAAUGUAGUGAAGUAAAAGUAGUCAGAAAUGUAAAGUACAGAUACCCUAGAAAACAACUUAAGUAUUUUUACUCAGGUACUUGACACCACUGUGCAUAGGUAGCAGUGGGUUGAAAGCUGGGGGCAUCUUCAAAUCAAAUCAAAUCAAAUCAAAUCACAUUUUAUUGGCCACAUGCGCCGAAUACAACAGGUGCAGACAUUACAGUGAAAUGCUUACUUACAGCCCUUAACCAACAGUGCAUUUAUUUUUAAUAAAAAAGUAGAAUAAAACAACAAAAAAGUGUUGAGAAAAAAAGAGCAGAAGUAAAAUAAAAUAACAGUAGGGAGGCUAUAUCUACAGGGGGGUACCGGUGCAGAGUCAAUGUGCGGGGGCACCGGCUAGUUGAGGUAGUUGAAGUAAUAUGUACAUGUGGAUGGAGUUAAAGUGACUAUGCAUAAAUAAUUAACAGAGUAGCAGCAGCGUAAAAAGAUGGGGUGGAGGGGGGCAGUGCAAAUAGUCUGGGUAGCCAUGAUUAGCUGUUCAGGAGUCUUAUGGCUUGGGGGUAGAAGCUGUUGAGAAGUCUUUUGGACCUAGACUUGGCACUCCGGUACCGCUUGCCGUGCAGUAGCAGAGAGAACAGUCUAUGACUAGGGUGGCUGGAGUCUUUGACAAUUUUGAGUGCCUUCCUCUGACACUGCCUGGUAUAGAGUUCCUGGAUGGAAGGAAGCUUGGCCCCUGUGAUGUACUGGGCCGUACGCACUACCCUCUGUAGUGCCUUGCGGUCGGAGGCCAAGCAGUUGCCAUACCAGGCGGUGAUGCAACCAGUCAGGAUGCUCUCGAUAGUGCAGCUGUAGAAUUUUCUGAGGAUCUGAGGACCCAUGCCAAAUCUUUUCAGUCUCCUGAGGGGGAAUAGGCUUUGUCGUGCCCUCUUCACGACUGUCUUGGUGUGUUUGGACCAUGAUCGUUUGUUGGUAAUGUGGACACCAAGGAACUUGAAGCUCUCAACCUGUUCCACUACACGCCCCGUCGAUGAGAAUGGGGGCGUGCUCAGUCCUCUUUUUUUCCCCGUAGUCCACAAUCAUCUCCUUUGUCUUGGUCACAUUGAGGGAGAGGUUGUUUAUUGUAUUUUUAGUCAUUGUAUUGUAGUAUUCAUGUGAAGCCUGAGUUGCAACAGAUUGAUUGAUGUUUCCUUCCAGAGGUCACUGAUGGGCUGUGCUGUCUGCUGGGGGAGCCCUGCUUCAUCCAGGGGACCAACAGCAUUCCUGUGGCUACUGGCCCACUACCCAUGGCCGUUAGGAAACCCACCCUCAACUGGAAAGAUGCGGACAGGUGAGGUCAUGUACUGUUGUCGUAAUAGUUCCCUGUAGCUCAGUUGGUAGAGCAUGGCGCUUGCAACGCCAGGGUUGUGGGUUCGUUUCCCACGGGGGGCCAGUAUGAAAAUGUAUGCUCUGGAUAAGAGCGUCUGCUAAAUGACUAAAAUGUAAUGUAAAUGUAAGAUGCCAGUCUCUGUGUACGCAUGUCUGCCAAUAAAUCUAUUAUUUGUCAGCAUUUCCUCACUAAUGGGUUUUCUCUCUGUCUGUCUGCAGCUCCAUGAUUUUUGGCAAGGACAAUGAGGAUUCCCUGGUGAGCGAGGGCCUGAGAGAGGCCAUCAGUUCCUACCUCUUCAUGACAGGGGACGGCAGCCAGAAAUGGGACAGCUGAGACUGUAGAGAGACAAAUAGUGAGAUACACAUAGACUAAAACGGAGCAAUGAGCUUACCUACUGGGGCAGAGGGUACCUGAGGACCAUAUUACGUGGCCAUGAACCUAAUGGAUCUCUAACAUUGUUGAGGGAACUGAGAUUCACAACUCAACCACUGCAGAGAACCAUUGUUCUCAAAGCCAUGGUUGUAAAGUGCUCACAUUGCCAAGCAGACGAGGCCCAUAUUUGCUUGGAUUCAUGAUCAGAGAACAUUUUUAGAUCCUGGAGGCAGACAAAAAAGUACUUUACAGAAAUAAGGGAGUAUCUGUGCCCAUAGGAACACAACGUGUUCUUAAUACAGAGAUCAUGCAUUCAAACUGAUUAUAGGUUGCAACAUUGAAAAAGUGUCCGGAAUGAUCCUCACUGUGUCAAAUUGUGUGCAUGAUCUCUAAUGUCAAACUAGAACAGUAGGUCUAAAGAGAGUGACACGAUAUGUUGCAAUUUAUUAUGAUUUUUGAAAGGCUGUUAACUUCAUAUUGAAAUGUUCAAUUCAGCCUUACUCAUGAUUAUAAGUAACCACAGCUGAUUACAAUGUUCCUUACAGAAAGUAGUUUGAUGGUGAGGUAUACAGCCAUAUGAAAGUCAUAACCACCUGCACGUUUCAAAUAGAUCCCGUAUCAUCAGUAAACAGACUAUUUGGUUGGUUUUGUUGAACUACCUUGAAAACAAGGAACUGUUUGUUGUAUGGGUUUCCUGUCCUGAACAUAAACACAUUUUAGCUGUUGCUUGUUCUCCACCGCACCGCCGUCUAACUUUGGCACAGGAUAUGGUCAAGGUGCAGUGGAAAAAAUGAUAGAGUACGGCAGAGACCGCAGAAAGUUAUGGGUAGUGCUAAAGAGCAUCUCAAAAUUAUGUGAAAUAUUUAAGUAAUAAGGCAAGAGGGGGUGUGGUAUAUGACCAAU